GCCUGGGCGCAGGCGCAGUGGUGCGAGCCGAGCCGGGAGGAAACAUGCCGUCCCCUACAUUGUCUGGGAGGUUGUACACCCUGCUGUUCCGCAGGACCUCCACCUUCGCGCUCACCAUCGCCGUGGGCUCCCUGUUCUUCGAGCGCGCCUUCGAUCAAGGCGCGGACGAGAUCUACGAGCAAAUGAACGAGGGGAAGCUGUGGAAACAUAUCAAGCACAAGUAUGUGACCGCUACAACCAAUGAGUAGCUCCUCGCCUCAGCCUUGGAGGAGCCCUGGACCAGCCCAUCUGCUUGCUGAAGAACUGAAGGCCUCUGCCUGAAGUUAUUCUUUAUGGACCACCUCGAGCUGUUGGCAAAAGAACAAAUGGCUCCAACCCCCA
This is a messenger RNA of Perognathus longimembris pacificus (Pacific pocket mouse), 381 nucleotides long. Its product is annotated as cytochrome b-c1 complex subunit 9. Lineage: Eukaryota; Metazoa; Chordata; Mammalia; Rodentia; Heteromyidae. Bases 45 to 248 code for a protein of 67 amino acids. The record is from RefSeq and is a predicted model, not a curated record. The transcript has 2 exons. Gene Ontology annotation, biological process: mitochondrial electron transport, ubiquinol to cytochrome c.